This is a messenger RNA of Caenorhabditis remanei, 2634 nucleotides long. RefSeq lists its product as uncharacterized. Gene Ontology annotation, cellular component: membrane; G protein-coupled receptor heterodimeric complex. The record is from RefSeq and is a predicted model, not a curated record. The coding region runs from base 1 to 2634 and encodes 877 amino acids. NCBI's taxonomy places the organism in Eukaryota, Metazoa, Nematoda, Chromadorea, Rhabditida, Rhabditidae. Gene Ontology annotation, biological process: gamma-aminobutyric acid signaling pathway; G protein-coupled receptor signaling pathway. The transcript is spliced from 20 exons. Gene Ontology annotation, molecular function: G protein-coupled GABA receptor activity.
AUGUUCGUUAGAUCAUCUUGGUUAUUACUAUGGGGCAGUAUUGCGUGGGCUUCCGCCGAGCCGGUCACCCUUCACAUCGGUGGAACGUUCCCGAUGGAAUCUGGUUCCGGAGGUUGGGCAGGCGGAGAAGCAUGCCUUCCGGCGGUACAAAUGGCAUUGGAGGAUGUUAACAAUAGAUUAGAUAUACUACCCGGAUAUGUUCUCAAUAUGACGAACCAUAACUCUCAAUGCCAACCAGGAUGUAGUCCGGUUACUACUGUAAUUGCGGAAGCUGCUCCCGUAUGGAAACUUGUUGUGUUAUCAUAUGGCGGUAGCUCUCCUGCAUUGUCUAACAGAAAUCGGUUUCCCACAUUAUUCCGAACACAUCCAUCAGCCAACAUGCAGAACCCUACCAGAAUUCAUAUUAUGGAGAAAUUCAAAUGGAAAAGGUUUACAAUUCUGAUGUCAGUAGAAGAAGUUUUCGUCACUACCGCCAAAGACCUAGAGGCUCUUGCAAGGAAAAAAGGAAUUAGAGUGGAUCGUCAAAGUUUCUAUGGUGACCCAACCGACGCCAUGAAAACUCUACAACGCCAAGAUGCUAGAAUAAUAGUUGGAUUGUUUUACGUUACAGAAGCAAGAAAAGUUUUGUGUCAGGCAUACCAUAACGGAUUGUAUGGGCGUCGGUAUGUUUGGUUUUUCAUUGGUUGGUAUGCGGACACAUGGUAUUACCCACCACCAGAAGAGCAUCUGAACUGUACUGCAGAACAGAUGGCAGCUGCUGCGGAAUACCAUUUCACAACUGAAAGUGUUAUGUUAUCAAGAGACAAAGUACCAGCGAUUUCUGACAUGACUGGUAUGCAAUUCCAAGAACGUCUCACUCAACAUUUUCAAAAAGACACCGCAAAUGUGGGAGGUUUCCCAGAAGCUCCACUUGCCUACGAUGCUGUUUGGGCACUCGCGUUGGCAUUUAAUUGCACUCGAAACAACUUACCACCGCAUAUUCGAUUGGAAAACUUUUCAUAUGAUAACAAAGUGAUAGCUGACACUUUGUUUCAAUGUGUAAAAAACACUUCAUUCCGUGGAGUUUCUGGAAAAGUUAUGUUUUCUGAUUCCGGAGAUCGUAUUGCAAGAACACAAAUUGAGCAGAUGCAAGGAGGGAAAUACAAAAUAAUGGGAUACUAUGACACAACAACUGGAGACUUGGAGUGGUAUAACAAAGAGCAGUGGAUGAAUGGAAGAGGUCCACCGCCAGAUUCAACAGUAAUCAAGAAACACGCAAUGACAGUUUCCAACGAGUUCUAUUAUCCAACAAUACUGUUCUCGGUUCUCGGAAUAUUGGCUUGUAUCCUUAUAUACGUAUUCACUCAAAAACAUCACGAACGAUUAGUAAUUUUCCAAUCUCAACCAGAAUGCAAUAACAUUCUCCUUGUCGGGUGCUCUCUUUGUCUUUUUUCUCUUUUCCUCAUCGGACUACCGUCUGAUGACAUCUCAGUUCCAGAAUCUCUAUUUCCAUUCCUUUGUCAUGCUCGUGUAUCUAUUCUUCUAUUUGGGUUUACAUUUGCUUAUGGGUCUAUGUUUGCAAAAGUUUGGAUUGUCCAUCGGAUGGGUGCAACUGAGAAUCAACAGUUGGCUAGUAGACAGAAAGACGAGGAAGAAAACACACCGUGGGAAGGUAUUCGAACCUUGAUAUCCACGAUGGUCGGUCGACAAGCUCUAAUGCGCAAAUCGUCGGGACAAGCGUACGGCGCACUGCUCGAGAAACGGAACACGGUUCUUAAUCAGCCAAUUUCCCCAACGAAGUUCUACGUAAUAGUCGCAGCUCUAACAGCUGUUGACGUAUUCGUAUGCUUUGUAUGGAUUCUCAUUGACCCAUUACAUCUGACAGAGCAGAAAUUUCCUCUUUUUACGCCCGCUGAUAGUGAAGAAGAUGAAAUGAUAAUGCCAGUCUUGCAACAAUGUCAGAGUAAUCAACAAGAAGUUUGGAUAGGCAUCAUAAUGGGUUUCAAAUGUCUUCUUUUGGUCUUUGGAACUUUUUUGUCUUAUGAAACAAGGAAUCUGAAGCUGCGUUUUAUCAAUGACUCAAGAUUUGUUGGACUAGCAAUUUACAAUGUGGCCGUUAUGACAUUAGUAACAGCACCAGUUGUGACACUUCUGAUUCAUGGAAAAGUUGACGCUAACUUUGCAUUCAUAUCUCUAACUGUGCUAAUAUGUACCUACAUUUCGGUGGGACUAAUAUACGGCCCUAAGAUCCGUCAUAUUAUAAAAGUUCCACCAAGUGCAGAUGAAGUACAGCAGAACGGAAACGUUGGUCCUGCGAUUAUGUCAAAAAUAGAUCAGAAAAGAUACGACAUGCUGAAAAAAGAGAAUGAGACACUGCAGAAACAAAUUGAAGAGAAAGAACGAAAAAUUCACGAGUGUCGAGAACGUUUGGAAGCAUUGACAACUAGUUCAGAAACGGACGAUAUGAAUGCUCAAUUGCUCAAUGGGAAUAACAAACCGCUGGCAGACGAGAACAUGACAUACUCCACGGCAACAACGCUAACGACAACAAUUCCAUUAAUAGAUUUACAACUGAAUGGAAAUCCGGGUCAAAUAUAUGAGACUGAAAACGACGAUGAUCGCUCGUCGACGUCAUCUGAUGAAAUCCUUUUAUGA